AUGAGGAAUCACACAUUUGCUUCCGGUAAAGGAUGCUCUCAACCAUCGGAAACAUCCCCUUUGCUCGGCGACAAUGAAAACUCCAAACCGCCUAGUGGAGAGUAUGUUGUCGAACGCCAUGAUGAGGAGGAUGUGGGCCACAAUGGGAUCGAUGCAGCUCGCGAGGCCCAAUUCACCGGCCCCCCAGACGCACAGAAGAAAUUAAAAUAUAUCGUGCCAGCUAUUUCGAUUGGGGUGUUCCUUGGCGCAGCGGACCAAACUAUCAUUGUGUCCAGCUAUGGGAAAAUUGGAAGCGACCUGAAGGCUUUGAACCUGACCAGUUGGAUUGCAACUUCGUAUUUUCUGACCCUGACCUCCUUCCAGCCUCUCUACGGCCGUCUGAGUGACAUAUUCGGCCGUAAAACAUGUCUUCUAUUUGCCUAUUGUGUCUUUGGGGUUGGGUGUGUGGCCUGCGGACUUGCGAGGAAUAUUGGGGAGUUGAUUGCGGCCAGAGUAUUCCAAGGUCUUGGAGGCGGGGGAAUGUCGACUGUCGUGAGCAUUAUUAUGAGCGAAGUUGUUCCCCUCCGCGACCGAGGUGUCUGGCAAGGUGUCAUUAACAUCAUAUGGGCGACUGGGAGUGCGAUUGGGGCACCUCUGGGCGGCAUUUUGGCUGAUUACAUUGGCUGGCGUUGUUCCACUACAGGGCGUUCAUUCUGCAGGCACCUUUAUGUCUUCUGGCAUUUAUAUCUGUUGCGUUUACAUUACAUCUCCCUGCGCAAGAGAACAUCUGAGCCUUUUGCGCCGAGCCAUAUCAUCUUUGAUCGGAAUCUGUUUGCCUGCUAUGCAUGCAACUUUUUCAGUUUCGCCGGAUAUACGGGUGUUCUAUUUUACUUUCCUCUAUAUUUCCAGGCUACAGAUGGUGUUUCUGCCACUGGAGCAGGCCUCAGACUUCUUCCCUCCAUCAUAGCUGGUGUCAUUGGUUCACUGUUUGGCGGCAUCGUAAUGAAGAACACGGGCAAAUAUUUCUGGCUCACCUUUGCAGCCUAUGUUCUUCUACCUAUCGGAAUUGUCAACAUAUUCCUUUGGUCUGGUGGCUUCGUUCGUAACACUGUCGGAAUCAUCACUGGCAUAACCAUAGCUGCAUUGGGAAGCGGAACUGGAAUUACCACUACGCUGAUUGCUUUGAUCGCGUGCUCAUCUCCACAGGACCUAGCAGUAGCAACCGCAUGCUCUUAUCUUUUUCGAUCACUCGGAUCAGUAAUAGGACUUUCGUUCGCAUCUACAAUCGUCCAGCAGUCCUUACGAAGUGGCCUGCGCUCUGCUCUCGGUGACAAUAAGGAUAUCGACAAGAUUGUUAACGGCGUACGCCAAAGCCUAGAUUUUAUCAAUACCCUGGAUCCACAGACCAGUAGAAUCGUGAGAGAUUGUUAUGGAAUCGCCACGAAUCAUGCAUUUGGCCUUUCGAUCGUCGUUGUCUUUUUUACGACGAUCUCUGCACUUUUCAUCCGGGAAAAAGCUCUCAGUCGUUGA
Molecule: messenger RNA, 1509 nt
Organism: Histoplasma mississippiense
Lineage: Eukaryota; Fungi; Ascomycota; Eurotiomycetes; Onygenales; Ajellomycetaceae
Exons: 7
Coding region: 1-1509 (502 amino acids)
Biological process (GO): basic amino acid transport; transmembrane transport
Cellular component (GO): fungal-type vacuole membrane
Molecular function (GO): basic amino acid transmembrane transporter activity
Source: RefSeq, a predicted model, not a curated record